Molecule: messenger RNA, 7756 nt
Organism: Dicentrarchus labrax (European seabass)
Lineage: Eukaryota; Metazoa; Chordata; Actinopteri; Moronidae
Gene: oprd1a
Product: opioid receptor, delta 1a
Exons: 3
Coding region: 413-1549 (378 amino acids)
Biological process (GO): neuropeptide signaling pathway; G protein-coupled opioid receptor signaling pathway
Cellular component (GO): neuron projection; membrane
Molecular function (GO): G protein-coupled enkephalin receptor activity; neuropeptide binding
Source: RefSeq, a predicted model, not a curated record
UCGGUUCAGGUAUGGCGCACCCAUCACUUUGCCUUCUCUUUUUUUGACGCCCAUAAUGCGCAGCCUUGACGUCGACGCACGGACCCCGGCUGUGAGGUGGGGGGUCUUGGAGAGUAUAAGAGGUGUGUGUACACACAGCCACGGCACACAGACACAGCUGACUGCUGCUGAGGGGCCACGGUCUCCUCUUCUAUCUGGAUAGAAAUCACAGGGAAUUCUCGCACGCAGGGCUCCUCUCUGCGUCCACACAUUUCUUUUUUUUUGGAAACUCCUUCACUCUUCUCUUUCCGCUUCUUGCCUUUUAGUCGGACCCGCUCUCCCCUUUCCUGACAAUCAACUUCCUUUAAGGUAAUUGUGUGAGCAAGUUUUUCAGCACCACGAGCAGAGUGGACAGCGCCGCAGCGGCCGCAGCAUGGAGCCGUACACGGUCCCAGGAGCGCAGCUCUCCCUGUCCGACCUUUACUCCGUCAUCCCCUUCAAUGUCACCUUCCCGGACGAGGAGAGCGGCUUGAUGGGCGACAGGCUGCAGAACUACACCGAGCAGCAGGGUCCGGUGAGGAGCGCCGGGGGUAUCAUCAUAGCCAUAUCCAUCACGGCUCUCUACUCGGUCAUUUGCGUGGUGGGACUCCUGGGCAACGUCCUCGUCAUGUACGGAGUGGUCAGAUACACCAAGAUGAAGACGGCUACAAACAUCUACAUCUUCAACUUGGCUCUAGCUGACGCCUUGGCUACCAGCACGCUGCCCUUCCAGAGCGCCAAAUACCUCAUGAACACCUGGCCGUUUGGAGAAGUCCUGUGCAAGCUCAUUAUUGCCAUUGACUACUACAACAUGUUCACAAGCAUCUUCACCCUUACCAUGAUGAGCGUGGACCGCUACAUCGCCGUGUGCCACCCUGUCAGGGCGCUGGAGUUUAGGACGCCGGUCAAGGCUAAGAUGAUCAACGUGCUCAUCUGGGUUCUGUCCUCAGCGAUUGGGGUGCCCAUUAUGAUCAUGGCUGUGACCAAAGUGAAGGAUAGCGGUAAAACCAUGUGCAUGCUGAAGUUCCCUGACCCUGACUGGUACUGGGACACAGUGACAAAGAUCUGCGUCUUCAUCUUUGCUUUUGUGGUUCCUGUGAUGGUCAUCACCAUAUGCUACGGCCUGAUGAUCCUGCGUCUGAGGAGUGUUCGUCUGCUCUCAGGCUCCAAGGAGAAAGACCGCAACAUGCGCCGCAUCACCCGCAUGGUCCUGGUCGUGGUGGCAGCCUUCAUCAUCUGCUGGACCCCCAUUCACAUCUUCAUCAUUGUGAAGACCAUGGUGGAGAUUGACAACAGGAACCCCUUUGUGAUAGCCAGCUGGCACCUGUGCAUCGCCUUGGGCUACACCAACAGCAGCCUCAACCCUGUCCUCUACGCAUUUUUGGAUGAAAAUUUCAAGCGAUGCUUCAGGGAUUUCUGCCUUCCCUGUCGGACCCGUGUGGAGCAGCACAGCCUCAACAGAGGCCGCAACACCACCAGGGAGCCGGUGUCCGUCUGUGCUCCAACAGAAGCGGGGAAGAAGCCGGCAUGACUAGGCAUGGACUGGGUCCCCCACAGCUCUCGCUCAAGGAGGAUCCAGCAAGAUUUGCAAUCAGAGGUCACCCAGAUCUCCACAACAGAGUUUUAAGAGAUCUUCCCAAGAAAAAGUUAGUCUCAAAGAAAUGACUGAUGCUUAUUCUCUCCAAUUUGGCUGACGUACAGACAUUCAAGGGAAUAGCUAGAGAUAAUGGAAAAUAGGUUUAACUUUGAUCUUACCUUUCUGUUGAAGUUCUCACAACAAAGUGGAAUAUUUUUCUCACAGGAAAUAUGACCCCUAACAAAGGCAGUGACAGUAGAUGGGGUGAUAGCCCAAAGACUUUAUUCAAGUGGUAAAGCAAGACUAUGAAAGCAGAAAAUCCCCAUCUCAUAAUUUGUCUGCCCAAAGGACCAGAGUACAAGAGUACUUUUUGAUGAUGCAAAAAGGACAAAGAAACACCAACAGGUAUAGUUGUCAGGCAACGAAUGCAUUAUUCAGACAGCAUCCUUCAGAGUGCAUUGCAAGACAAUAGACUGACUCUGUCGGGGUGAACACGCAACAAAAAACAGAUAGGUGAAAAAACAAACAUUUUCAUCAUUUCUUUUAAGUAACAAAUUCGAUUUUGGUGAUAUAUGAUUUUUUUGAAGAAGAAAACUCAUCUGUAUUUUUAACAUUAACAGAAAACAAAUGAGACUUACAGAGCAGAACCACACAAGUGAUACCCACAGACAGCUGGAUGAUGAAUUACAGAAUAGGCUGUUGCACAACAAGGUCAACCAGAGAGAGAACUCCUCUCUGGUAUUCUGUGUGAUUCCGCCAACCUCUUUUUUUGUCAUUAUUUUUUACAGCCAAUAAAGACACUUGUUCUUUAUUUUUUCCUUUUAAACUCUGCCGCCAUCAACUGUGUUAGGAGAAAUUUGGGACUCACUGUUCAGUACAUUUCAAAAUGUGUCAUAAAGGACAUGAAAUCGUAAUCAAGCUUUGUUUGUGGGGUUUUGUGCACAGAUGGAAAAAUCCACAUUAGCAUCAAACCACUGAAACUUGGAUUUCUAUGGACCUCUUUUCUGCUCAUGUACUUGACUUUCAUGGGCGGUGUGAAGCCCACAGAGAUCCUCUGAGCAGAAUCACUGAAUAAUGAUAAACCUGCCACUGAAGAAGACUCUCGGCAGUCACAACUGUCAGCUUAUUGGUUGUUACCCCGAAACUCGGACUGAGAGCAGCUUCAUCACAGUGUAGAAAAAAGCUUGUCCUGAUGUCAACAAACACACUGCUUCAAGGAGAUUAUUGAUCUGCAUUUUAAAUCAGCAAAAAGGCGACCAUGUGUCACAUCGAAUAUAGUAACACACUGAAGACACAGCUAAUGGCAUAAACCAGAGUGGUAAUUUAUUCUAGGUAAUUUAUUUACUGCAGCAGAUCACACCAAUCAAAUUGGGAGAUGUCAAUCAAUGGAUGCUGGGAAGGUUAAUGAUUGUGAACUUUGCAUACUAGAUGAGGUAUGUAAGAGGUACUAAUGCAGAGUUUAUGGGAAUUUGCUCUCAUGUGGAAAUAUUUUGAUGGUUAAACGUGCGUUGACAUGAAAACAUGUCCAAAUAUGCCACAUGUUUGAUUAAUGUUGAAAUGUUCAGUUGGCAUUGUGACAAAUGUGGAACAGAUUAAACUUCCAAACUGAAUAGAAAUCGAGAGGGUGUUGUAUGUUGUACAGGUUACGAAGCCCCUUGAGGCCAGUUUGUGAUAUGGGGCUAUAUGUAUAUAAUUAAGGGGGAAAAAAUGAAUUUGUAGAUAAAACCAAGCUUCUGCAUUUUAACAAAUUUGGCUUCUGCCACAGUUAAAAUGACUUUGAAGUGUAUCUGUGAUUCUGUACGCUUUCUUUACACUUUUUGGAUUGUAAUAUUUCACCACGAUGCUUUUGACUCAUGUGGCUUAAAUGAAAAAAAACAAAAAAAAUAAGAAAACUGAGAUGGAAAGACAACCAUCCAGUGCUGGGAAAUGGAUUCUUGCUCUGUUUACAGAUUCAGAAAUGUGCUUGUGGGUUGACUUGUACUUACCCACAGAGACAGGAAGAGAGACAAUAAAUAUUGGCUAUUCUGUGUGCAGUAGGAGUCUAACAUUUUUGCAGUGUGAUACAUUCCUGCAUAUUUUCCUAUAAUGACGGUGGUGAUUGAAAGGGUACUGUAUAUACCCGCUUUCUUCUUAGCUUCAACCAAGUGCUGCGUCUGUCGGGUGUGCAGGAUAUCUCUCAGCCACCAUUACUUUUGCAAAUUCAAGUUCUAGAAAUGCAGAAUGUACAGAACUAGUUUUACAAAAAAGAAUGACAUGGCUGUUCAAGUUUUAUUUUUUGACAAAUUAACAAAAGCUAAUUACUUCUAAUGAAUUAAGAGAUUAAAAAAAACCCUGUAAUAAACCAUGUGAAUUCAGGGUACAAUCAAAGUAAAAGUGUGUGGGUGUGUGUGCAUGAUUUUCAGUUUAUUAUCUCAUGUGAAUGGCUAAUCAAAAACUGUUUCCUUAUGUCAUUUCUCAUCACAAUGUAUAAGCAGAAUUACUCUCAUUGAUGAUACUUUGUUCAAACUGUUUCAAUUGUUGUUAUAGAAGCUAUAGAAAACAUAUUGUCAUUGUUGUCAUUUAUCUGCGUGAUCGAGUCCAAAAGAAACAAUCAGUAAUAUUUGAAUCCCAAAGUGACAAUAACAAACCAGCGGAGGCAUCCAAGUGUCACUGAUCAAAGCUGGUAUCCAGUGUUGCCCUAAUGCCAACAGAGAUUUCAGGCUUCACAAACAGCAGUCUGGCCCACACCCUGGGGUAUUUCAAUACUAAACUCUGCCCCCCAUCAUGACCUUCACUAUCUUUAAAUAUAGAAGGACAAACAGUAUCCCAACAAGCUGUAAUGAAAAAAUACGUGUUCUGCCUGGCAGCUCUUCAUCACAAUAUUACACAGUGAAACAAAAUGACAAAAUUAAUUAGAUUCAUGAGGCAAACAUACGGCACUCCAUCAAAAAUAAUUAUUCAAAGAUCUUCCGUGGAAUGAGCUUCAGUCACAGGAACCUUCAUCUGAGCUUUUGUUUUUCAGAGCAGGCAUUAAACCAUUUCACAUUAGAAAAACUGAAAGUAGCUGAUCAGAUAAUCUUAAUAUCUCAAACCACAUAUAAUUUAAUGCAGUGCUGUCGUCAAGACCACCUUUGUCGAGUCCAAGACCAGGACCAGUCAAGGCAGAGUCCAAAGAGGUUUGAGUCCAGCAGAGAGACAGAGUUAAGACUGAGACAGAAACAAGAAUAUGUUUGCCGUUACCAAUGAGAUGUUUUGGCAGCCAGGCAUACAAUAAGUGACAUUGAUUGGCGGCCAAUGUUAAUGUCUAGAUGGAUUUUGAAUUAAACUAAUACCUGUUUUCUGAAUAAGCAUGCUUCAUCAGUAGUAUUUUUUAUACCACUGGACUCGGUUGAGACCAACUAGAAUAUUUGGUGAGACCAAAGGCCAAUUCUGAGACAAUUCCUAGCGCAAAUACCAACGAGUCAGAGACAAUAGAAAAAUCGUCUCCAGCCUGAGACUGGACUUGAGUGCUCAGGCACUGGUACAAUAAGACAAUGUUUACUCUCCCUCACCCUCCCUCCUCCUCCCUUCUGGGCCUGUGACUCGUUUAGCUGGCAAAUAUCAGCAGAAAAAAGCCAGGGUCACUCCUUAAACUGAAACACUGGCGAGCUACAGGACUGCAAUGCCACAGCUGUGGCAAACUGGUAAUUAUUAGCGGACCAUUCGUGUUUCUCGUCGUGUAAAACAAAUACUGAAUAUGACAUGAUGAUGUGACAUCACGUGCAGUUGUGGUGGUGGCUUGUCAUCCCGUGCAGUUGGCUUCUCAAUAGCGCUACUUCACUACUGCGGUUGUACUGAGGUCAACAGUAAAGCACAUUUAUAUACUACUCAUUUGCAUUUAUUUGAUGCUGUCCCAAUCCAUUUGUUACUACCAUAAUUAGGAAAAGUAUACAAUGAACCUGUUUGGCAAACCACAAAAAGUUCAAAAAUUCAAAGGUGCAAACUCUGUAACUGCAAAUGGUUACACUGACCUGAAAGGAUUCGUAAAUUCCAGCUCUAAAAGCCCUCUAUAAAACCAGUACCACAUAUGAAUAAGCUAGGGACUCUUAAGAAGACUACAGUAUGUUUUUGACUAUGUUAAGCCCUAAAGAAGCCACCCAUCUUAUAUUUCUUCUUAACACAGCUUUGUGUUUGGUACUACAUUAACACCUAGCUAACCCAAAUCUUUGACCUUCAACAGUAAUCAAUCAAUAUAUCCCAUUUCUGCCACUAGAUCCUCCUAAAAGUUACACACUGGACCUUUAAGACCUGGUCACGCAUUUAAAUAGCAAAAUAAUGUAGCAAUCCAGUUCCUUCCACGAUUUACUCACAGUCAAACUAAAUAUGCACAUUUUUGCCCAAUUUUUUAUUUUAAAGCGCUUUGAGUGGUCAGAAGACUAGAAAGGAGCUAUACAAGUACAGGCCUAUUCACCAUUUGAGGGUCAAAGAGUCUUAUCCAAAAUGGAGGAAGCUAUUGUAGUUUAGUAACUGUUCUGCACCACUCACUUUUAUUUAACCUUAUCUGCCAGAGUCAAAACUGUCCCACAAAAGGAUAAGUUUGGUGACAAUUAUGAGACAGGAAUUGACAGUACAAAUAAUUUUUUUUAGACUCAUUGUCCUGUUAGUGACUGAGCUAAGCUAAUAAGCGAAUGAGCCUGCUAACUGACUUUUAGUAAGCUUGGAAGAACGUUAUCCUCCCAUUUUACAAUUUUUUUAUUGAACCACAUGGUGUACAAUGCAGGGGCGGAUCUAGAGAAAUAUUCAUGGGGUGGCCACAGGGUGGCACAGAGACUCUAAAGGGAGGCAGAAAUAUAUGCUGGUUUAAUCACAUCACAUAUAUCAAUAUUUUCUUGGAAAAGCCCUCAUAUGACAAUAUUUGAACAUUAUUGUGGCACAUUAGAAAAGCAUUGAAAAAUCUAAAGGUGGUAUUAGAAAUCAAAAAUAAUUUUAUUUCCAAAUCUUCAGACAUUUUUCCAAACAUGUCUUUAUUCAUUGUCAAGUCCAUUACUUAGUCUAAAAUUUGUCCAUAACAGAUAAUUAAAUUAAUUAAAUUGUGUUAAUUUCCAUGUUUUAAUAUGUUUUUUAUUCAUUUAUCAUAAUUAAGUGUUAAAUUGGAAUUUUUUGGCACCAAACUGGGGUGGCCAGGGAUUUCUUAGCACCUAGAUCCACCUUCGGUACAAUGUCAAACAAAGUGGCCAGGAGUGGAAAACAGAACAACAGAGAGAAAAUAAAGGAAAACUCUGCGAGCUAUUGUGACUGACUGUGCUUGAAUGAACAGCCCUGUUAGUCACUGAGUCAUCAAGACUGUACAACCAAAUAUUCCACAAAGACACGCAGGUUAACCAAAAUGUGUCUUGUAAAUAAACAACAUACACUAGACUAGAUUUUAUUUACAUGACCCAAGCUGGGUUUCAAGAUGUAGGCUAAAGGUUGAAAAGACUUAGUUUUGCAAUGAUUUAGUUUUUAAUGAGAAGUACAUUUUGUUAUUAGUAUUUUCUGACAUCAACCAUUCUGACAGUAGCAAACUGCAGUAUUUUAUUGUAUAGCAGUAAUUAAUUCAGUCCUGGUUUGUUGUGUUGUGUAGCUAUUUGGUUCAAUUACAAUGUGUGAAACAAUGUAUAAGGUGUCUGGGAUAUAAGGAGAUGACGGAACGGUGGGAGAGCCUUUAAGUAGGUGAGCCAGCAGAGCUCAGGCAGUUGCUCAGACGAGGAGCCACAUAUGCUGAACAAAGUUCCUAUUGAUUGUCAAUCGAUGUUACUGAAGAGUUCAUGUUACUGAUUGCUCCUUAAAUCCUCUUCCCUUGCUCUGCUCUCAUUUGCUUUUUGUUGUACCUUUGUAAUUUACCUUACAUUGUUGUUGUUAGCUUUUUUGUCAUUAUUCUAUUUGAUAUAACACUGCUUAACACUGUAAACGGAAUACUGAAAAGCCUGUGUGAAUAUAACUAACUGUACAUUUGUGUAAGAUGCCAAUUUGAUGUAUAACCCAUGACUGUAGUGUGUAAGGCAAAUGUGCUGAUCAUACUUACUACAUACUACACUAUAAGCUAGUUAUUUUGCAGUGUUAACAUGCUACUUUUUAGCUUCUUCUGGUGCAUCUGUUGUAUGCAGCAGCGGUGUUUCAAGCCUUAUUCUGAAAUAAAGAAAAUAAAAUGAAGCUGAGAGAAAA